AUGUCAGUUGAUAUGAAUAAUAAUAUGGCUAUACAAGUAGGAAGAAGUGUUGUUAGUUUUUAAGUUUCAAAAGAUUGGAAUGUAUAAUCAUCUUGUAUGUAUUCUAGAUUAUCUCUUCAAUAAAUAGGGGAGUUGUAUCAGAAGAUUAAAUGUUAUAAGAUGAUACUGAUUUAAUUGGAAAUGCUGUUGGUGAUGAAGAUUAAGCAUAAAUUGAAUAAGAAUUACAAAAUUUUGAAGAACAUACACCAUGA
Paramecium sonneborni is the source of this 251-nucleotide messenger RNA. The record is from the annotation of a GenBank genome assembly. Lineage: Eukaryota; Ciliophora; Oligohymenophorea; Peniculida; Parameciidae.